AUGGAGGAUGGGGGUAGUGUCAAAGCAGGCAGUGCUAUUAUGAGUAGUUUCAGGAUUGGGAGUUCAUCAGUUUGGAGUAACAGUGGUGUGGAAAUCUUUGCAAACUCUUUCCACCAGGAAGAUGAUGAAGAGGCUCUUAAAUGGGCUGCUAUUCAGAAACUUCCUACGUUUGCACGUUUGAGGACAGGCUUGCUGACUUCGCCGGAAGGGGUUGCCAAUGAGAUCGAUGUUCAUCAACUUGGGUUGCAAGAAAGGAGAGGUUUGCUUGAGAGACUCGUCAGAGUUGCUGAAGAGGACAAUGAGAAGUUCAUGCUCAAGCUCAGGGACCGCAUUGAUAGAGUUGGAAUUGCCCUUCCUACAAUAGAGGUCCGAUUUGAGAACAUGAACGUUGGAGCAGAAGUUCAUGUAGGUAGUAGAGCUUUGCCUACCUUCACUAACUACAUGGUUAAUAAAGUAGAGGGGCUGUUGAACUUCCUUCAUGUACUCCCAAGUAGAAAGCAACAUAUAAAUAUUAUCCAGAAUGUUAGUGGAAUAAUAAGGCCAGCCAGAAUGACAUUGCUUUUGGGUCCUCCAAGUUCUGGGAAGACCACACUCCUGUUGGCCUUGGCUGGAAGACUUGAUUCAGAACUAAAGUUCACUGGAAAGGUGACUUACAAUGGUCAUGGAAUGAAUGAAUUUGUACCCCAACGAACGGCUGCUUAUGUCAGUCAAAAUGAUCUUCAUAUUGGAGAAAUGACAGUCAGAGAAACCUUGGCCUUCUCGGCGCGAGUUCAAGGAGUUGGACCUCGUUAUGAUUUGCUAACAGAGGUGUCCAGAAGAGAAAAAGAAGCAAAUAUCACACCUGAUCCAGAUAUAGAUGUCUAUAUGAAGUGUUUACAGCAAGUGCUUAAAUACUAA
Molecule: messenger RNA, 897 nt
Organism: Cajanus cajan (pigeon pea)
Lineage: Eukaryota; Viridiplantae; Streptophyta; Magnoliopsida; Fabales; Fabaceae
Source: RefSeq, a predicted model, not a curated record